AUGCCGAUGAACUUUUUCUGGGAAUACAAACUUGUUCACUGUCAUCUUAUUAUGCGUUUCCAUCCAACCGCAGGAAACAACUGGGCUUAUGGCUUUUUUGUUCAUGCACACAAUAUUGUGGAGAAGCUUGAAACCCCAGUGCAACGUCAGUUGGAACGAUGUGAUCAACUGGACGGUCUGCUAAUUACAAUGAGCUUGGCUGGAGGCACCGGUUCUGGUGUGGGCACGAAAUUGCUGCUGUAA
This is a messenger RNA of Opisthorchis viverrini, 243 nucleotides long. RefSeq lists its product as hypothetical. The transcript has a single exon. The record is from RefSeq and is a predicted model, not a curated record. NCBI's taxonomy places the organism in Eukaryota, Metazoa, Platyhelminthes, Trematoda, Opisthorchiida, Opisthorchiidae. Bases 1 to 243 code for a protein of 80 amino acids. Gene Ontology annotation, cellular component: cytoplasm; microtubule. Gene Ontology annotation, molecular function: structural constituent of cytoskeleton; GTP binding. Gene Ontology annotation, biological process: mitotic cell cycle; microtubule cytoskeleton organization.